GUCACAUGGCUUGUGGGGGGGUGGGAAGAGAGAGAGAGAGAAGUUAGUGUGGGUCAUCACUUCAGCAUCUGUUUCUCCAUCUCACUCAGUUUUUCUGCUUCAAUCCUGACUGGUGCUGGAGGGAACUCCCCCCCCCAUCCGCCCAAAUUUCCCGUUUCCAGUUACUGAUAAAAUGUCCCAUGUUGCAGCGGAGGUACUUCAGUUGUUUUCAGAUGACAGAGACUCCCCGGAGAGAGAGGUGCUGAGUUAACACCCAGGACGAUCGGAUCCGAGCACAUAAGUUUUGACAGGACGGAUCUUAACAAAAACAGCAAAUGAUGAAUUCCCUCUACCUUCUGGGGCUCUUCUUGGCUGCCCUGCCGAGCCUUCAUGCACGCUCCUCCUUGCGCUUCAUCGCUGUGGGAGAUUGGGGCGGGGUGCCCAACGCUCCUUUCUACACAGCCCGCGAGGCAGCCGUGGCCAGUGAGAUGGGACGUACGGCAGCUUCGCUGGGAGCAGACUUCAUCUUGUCCCUCGGAGACAACUUCUACUACAGUGGUGUGCAGGACGCCUACGACAAGCGCUUUCAGGAGACAUUUGAGUCAGUUUUCCAGGCCCCCUCAUUGCGCAACUUGCCCUGGUAUGUGCUGGCUGGGAAUCACGACCAUUCAGGGAAUGUCACUGCACAGAUUGCCUAUAGCAAGAUCUCCAAACGUUGGCACUUCCCCAAAAACUACUACAGGCUGAGGUUUAAGGUGCCUGGCACCAAUGCCACGGUUUCCAUUGUCAUGAUCGACACGGUGACUAUCUGCGGCAAUUCGGAUGACUUCCAAAAUGAGCAGCCCCUGCACCCACAGGAACUGGGCGCGGCCCGCUCCCAGAUGUCCUGGCUCCGCAAACAGCUGGCCAACUCUCAGGAUGACUACUUGUUGGUGGCUGGGCACUACCCAGUGUGGUCAGUGGGGAAGCACGGCCCAACGACAUGCUUGGUGAAGCAUCUGCAGCCGCUGCUGCUGAAAUACAAGGCCACAGCCUACUUGUGCGGCCAUGAUCACAACCUGCAGUACCUCCAGGACAAAACUGGCUUGGGCUAUGUCCUAAGUGGAGCGGGGAACUUCAUGGAUGACAACAAGCAACACCUUCACGAGGUCCCUGCUGGAUACCUGCGCUUCUUCUAUGGCCACGCCUCUUCUCAAGGGGGCUUUGCCUACAUUGAGAUUAAUGCCAAAGAGAUGAGCAUUACCUACAUUGAGGGCAAAGGCAAGUCUCUCUACAAGACCUCGCUGCCCAGGCGGAGACGUUUCUGAAGAUGAGACAACAGUCAGCAUUGGCCUUGUAGGGGCCACAGUUGGCCUCUCUGACACACACAAACACAGCACGCCUUCCUCCUAGGGCUGAGAACUGGCAU
Molecule: messenger RNA, 1387 nt
Organism: Podarcis muralis (Common wall lizard)
Lineage: Eukaryota; Metazoa; Chordata; Lepidosauria; Squamata; Lacertidae
Gene: ACP5
Product: acid phosphatase 5, tartrate resistant
Biological process (GO): bone resorption
Molecular function (GO): acid phosphatase activity
Source: RefSeq, a predicted model, not a curated record